Meleagris gallopavo (turkey) is the source of this 2711-nucleotide messenger RNA. It is a transcript of the gene TMEM278, whose product is annotated as transmembrane protein 278. The record is from RefSeq and is a predicted model, not a curated record. Gene Ontology annotation, cellular component: plasma membrane. Lineage: Eukaryota; Metazoa; Chordata; Aves; Galliformes; Phasianidae. Gene Ontology annotation, molecular function: PDZ domain binding.
AUGGCUGACCAGGAGACAGAGGACUUAGCAGGAGAAAGCCUCUUGGCCAAGUCUAAGAUGCAUCCCAGCCUCCCACCGUAUGACAUGGAUGACCAGCUCCUUCCCAGGGAGCCACGGAGCACCUGCGGCUGCUGGGCAUGGGCUCUGCUGAUAGCCACCAUGAACCUCUUAGUCUUUUUCAUCAACUUGCUCCUGAUGCUUGUUAUCUUCACCAUCAUGUUGCUUCCCACCAUUGUGGUCGUUUACUUUGGCUUCCAGUGCCAUUCUCGGGUGCUGCACUCCACUGCCCGCUACUGCAGAACCAUCCUGGAUGACAACAGCUCCUCGGCCCUCAUCAUCCUGGGCUUCGUCAUCAUGUCGCCCCUCAUCGUGGUGGCCAUGGCCACCUACUGCAGCCUGGCCAGGCGCCUUCGCCUCCUCAUGUGCUUCCAGCCGUGCAGCCGGGCCCUGUACAAGGGCGUGAAGUGGCGCUGGUAUGAGGAGGGCGGUCUGUGCGGCUGUGCCAGGGGCUGCAGCCCCCGUGUCAAGGCCUGGGUCUGAGACAGAGGCCCCAUCCCACCCAGCGUGCCCUUCUCCCUAUCCUGACCCUCCCCGCUGCCUCCCAGCAUCACCCUGAGACCUCUGCGGAGCAGUGCUCGCUGUGAGCAAGAGGAGUGUUCAUGAGCCACCUCCUAUAGCCUCCUAUAGCUUUGUCUAUAACAUAGUAGAUUGCUGCCCACCACCAGGGAGAGAUUGUCAGUGCAGCUCCUUGGUGUUAAAGACAACGUGCAGCAGAAAUGGGAACUCCUCCAGGACCUGCUGUGCUCAUGGCAGCUCUAUUUCCAGUCUUGACAGCAUGGUCACAGAGGUCUCCUUGGGUUUGGCUGCUGCUGGGGAAGCAUCCAGCCAUAAGGAAGCAGCUGGAGUUUCCCUCGGUGCUGGGCAGCCCCAACCUCUGUAGGUCACUGCUUCUGCAGUGCUGGAGAUCUGCAGAGUCCCUACGCACCAGAUGUCCUUCCCCAGUUAACAACCCCUCUUUCCCAUAGCCUAUAGCAGUGCUAUGCUUGUUUUCCUGUCCCCGAGCCAGGUUGUUGGGCUGGCUGCAGAUAUACGCACUGUUCUUUGGGUCUGUCCUCCUCCAGCUGCUGAUCUGAAGUGUGCUUGUCUGGUGAUAGCUGGUGGGUAUUAACCUGCAAAUCACUCUUUGUCCUUUGCUGUGGUUUUGUUCAGCUCCGUUUUAAGGCUCCUCGCAGGACGAGCUGGAGAUCCCCAGUGGCCUCACGGUCACUGCAGGCUCUUCCAGGGCUGGGUAACAGAUUUCAGAGACAGUGCCUUGUUCUGAGACACCUGGAUGUAGCAUAAGUGCUGCACAAUGCGGAGUGGAUGUGAGAAGGUAUGGCAGCUGGGUGUAAGUGUGUGAUGCUCCAGGUGGUCCUGCUGGAGUAGGUUUGGACCAGAUGAUCUCCAGAGGUCAUCCCCAGCUGUGUUGUGAUGCUUUCCUUUAAGCCUCCAUGGGUUCAGGCACGACAUCAGUGGGGCUGUGUGCUGCUGACUGCUGCAAGCUCCGUGCUCCCCCCGCUGCUCUUCCUAUCUGCCAACUAUUGCCACUGCAAGUGCUAUGUGUGAAUAAAGAUCAUGCCGAAUCUCCAUUGGAGGAGUUUCUGUUCUGUCUCAUAGUACAGGCUGCACCAGAACCAGCUGGCUGCAGCCCAUUGCAAACUCUUGUUCUAUCCUCAAAUAAUCAGUGAUGGCUACAGAUGAAAAUGGAUUGGAUUGUAGCAUGGGCUGGUACUCAGCCCAGCCACCAAACAGAUGGGGACAGGGAAAGCUGGAUGUGAAUCAAAGCUGGAGCUUUGAGCAGUUAGAGCCAUUGGUUGGGACUUUGGCCAUUGUGUUGUUUUGUGAUGGUAAGAGGCUGAACUCUGGACUCCAGCAGAGCUCCAGCAGUGUAAUAUAUCAGCUUUGCUGGCUCCCUCCAAAUGUACAACUGAGUGUUCUGCCAGCCCUUGUCACCAUUUAGCCCAUUCUGGCAGCUGAAGCAAACCAGUCUCAGCUAAAUCACUUUCACAGCGCUGCAGGUGAAACUGGUCUGAUAUGUCUCAUUUACAGUUCAAAUUACUGCUGAAUGCUUCUGUGUACUGAGUGAACAAGACUGUUCCAGCCCAUAGCCUGAAUGGUUGGAGGAGCAGGGAUUUUUGCAUUUUAAGGCUUUUUCCAUUGUUACAGGACUUUGCAGGGUGGGAGCACAGACUAACUUGUCUUGCUCUUUUCCUGGUCUGACUUGCGACCUGAAAUCACUUCCCAAGGUGCAGAAUCUGACCAAUAACUUUGCUGGAAGUCCCCUUACCCAGCUCCAUAUGGUUUGUAGGGCAUCCUGCAGAAUAUCAUACGGUGUAUCUGCAUCAGAGAACUCCCUGGACUAUAAAGGAAGAAACACCUGUGUUCUGCUGUCAGCUGGAGCUGGAGUCACUUCUCUGCAUCCCAGCAGAUCUCGGGGUAAACUCUACCUCAGGGAUGCCCUGGUGCAGCAAAACAUGACUACAGUACAGCAGUGAGGCUGCAGCCCUGAGAUCUCUGUCUUUAGAACAGAGGCACCCUUGAUGUUCUCUGCCUUGGGGCAGCUGUGCCAGCUGGGGACUGCGCCUGCAGAUGCUGCAGGAGGCUGCUGUGUGUGCUGUGUGUGUGUGCUCCUCAAACCCUCACAUGGGCUUUGUUACAGAGUUCAGCACAGC